Candida tropicalis MYA-3404 is the source of this 1077-nucleotide messenger RNA. RefSeq lists its product as uncharacterized. The record is from RefSeq and is a predicted model, not a curated record. Lineage: Eukaryota; Fungi; Ascomycota; Pichiomycetes; Serinales; Debaryomycetaceae. The coding region runs from base 1 to 1077 and encodes 358 amino acids. The transcript has a single exon.
AUGGAGAAUGUAUUUACUGCUUUGUCAAUAUCAUUAAUUUCAAACCAUAAAAGAUUUGUUAUAGUAUCCAAUGAUUCGAAACAAACACUACCGAAAUUCACCAAUUUAUUAACCAACACAUGUUCAUUCGACCCUUCUCAGUAUUGUGUUAUAGACCUACUAACGGUCCACACAACUAUUGAUUUGAUUCAUAAAAUGACAAACUAUUCAAAUAACAAAUACUACUUGAAAAAUGUAAUCAUAUGGCAAAAUGUACAAUACUUGACGUUGAAUCAACACAAAUCAUUGUAUAAGCUAAUCCUACAAAUUGAUCAAUAUGAAAUGACAGGGUUGAAAGAUAAACCUAUUGAAAUCACCAUUGGUAAUAAUGAUGAAGUCUUGUCGAUAGAAAGACCCGAGUUGUUCACUAUUGUCAUGGUUCUUGAUUACCUGGCAUUCAAUAGGAAACCAUAUAUAUUCUUGAAAGAGAAGUUCUGGUUUGCUGUUAAUUACAAUGAUUCCACCCUUGAUAUGAAUUAUAUCCCUAGUGAGAAAAACUAUCAGGAUACAAUACUAAAACUACGACUGCGAAUUGGGGAAGUUUAUAUAUCUCCCGAUAUUAAAAAAUACAUUUACUCGCUAAUAGUAUUUACCCGAUGUCAUAGAUUAACUUCACUAGCUCCUAAACUGGCAAGACUACCUACUGCAACAAUUGACUAUAUUAAUGAUUUUUGCAAAAGUUUGAUCCUAUGGCAAAAUAGACUGAACUUGGGAAAAGACUUAUUUGUGACUCCCGGUCAUGUUAAACUAGCUUUCCGUAAGAUCGGGUACUGGCUAGUCGAUUGGGAAUACAAUGAAAAGUUUGCUAAAGAUACCACUAGAAAUGUUGAUGUUGAUGAUGUGGGGACGGAAAGCAAUUUGGAAUAUGAGAAAAGAUUGGCGAUAAGUAUGCUUACUGGUGAUUGGUAUGGUAGUGAUUAUUUCUUUGUCAAUGAGUACUUAAAGAAUAGUACUAGUAAAUUGGAUAAGAAGAGUCCGACUGGUUAUACGAAUAGGAUCAUUGAAGAUGUUAUCAGUUCAGUACGACCUCCUUUAUAA